This is a messenger RNA of Notolabrus celidotus (New Zealand spotty), 1378 nucleotides long. RefSeq names its product ankyrin repeat domain 29 (gene ankrd29). Gene Ontology annotation, cellular component: nucleus. The record is from RefSeq and is a predicted model, not a curated record. Bases 173 to 1036 code for a protein of 287 amino acids. Gene Ontology annotation, molecular function: protein binding; transcription cis-regulatory region binding. Lineage: Eukaryota; Metazoa; Chordata; Actinopteri; Labriformes; Labridae. Gene Ontology annotation, biological process: positive regulation of transcription by RNA polymerase II. The transcript is spliced from 10 exons.
UAGCGGCCGGUGUCCUCAGUGCAGCUCUGACUGCAGAGGAUGAGCUCAGCGAACUUUCUGUCUGUUAUUAUGUCCGCGACCCGCCAACACCCAGACUCAUCCUGCACACCAGCCUCUCCUCUAAUGACCGCGUGCGCAGGUGAAACAUGAGUCACGCGUGAAGCUCUGCAGGAUGUCGUUUAAGAAGGAAACACCCCUGGCUAAUGCUGUGUUUUGGGCAGCGAGGAAGGGGAACCUGGCUCUCCUGCAGCUGCUGCUGAACAGCGGCCGAGUGGACGCAGACUGCAGAGACAGUUACGGGACCACGGCGCUGAUGGUGGCGUCGUACAGCGGCUAUUACGACUGUGUCAAAGAGCUGAUCAUGCAGGGAGCCGACAUCAACUACCAGAGAGAGACGGGCUCCACUGCUCUGUUCUUCGCCGCCCAGCAGGGACACCACGACAUCAUCAAGCUCCUGUUUGAAUUCGGAGCAUCCACAGAGUUCCAGACGAAGGAUGGCGGCACGGCUCUCACCGUCGCCUCGCAGUACGGACACUGCAAGGUGGUCGACGUCCUUCUGAAGAACGGAGCCAACGUUCAUGACCAGCUGAAUGACGGGGCCACCGCUCUGUUUCUGGCUGCUCAGGAGGGUCACGUGACUGUGAUUCGUCAGCUGCUUUCGUCUGGUGCCAAGGUGAACCAGGCCAGGGAGGACGGCACUGCCCCCUUGUGGAUGGCGGCUCAGAUGGAUCACAGUGACGUGGUGAAGGUGCUUCUGUUACGUGGUGCAGACAGGGACGCUGACAGACAGGACGGAACCACCGCGUUAUUCAAAGCAGCUUUAAAGGGACACAGCAGCGUCAUCGAGGAGCUGCUCAAGUUCUCCCCGUCGCUUGGCCUUCUCAAGCCCAGGAUAAGGAUAAUAACACUCCUCUCAUCCUUGUCGUCUCCAGAACGGCUCUUCCGCCCUCCAUGCUGCUGUCAUGGGAGGAAACCUACGAACCAUCCUGCUGCUGCUCGGGGCGAACGCAGACCCUCUGCUCCCCAACAAGAAUAAUGAAGUCCCUGCAGAUCUCACAAAGAGCGACCGCAUCCUUAAACUGCUACAUCCCAAACUGAUGAACGGAGACAGUUGAUGAUGGGUUCUUCCUGUAGCACGGAGAACCACGUGUCCUGCACAUGGAGCCCGCUUUAGACUGAAGUCAAUCUAAUGUGUUAAACCAGUGGACUAAACCUACAGCAACACCGUGUGAAAUAAACUCCUCCUCGCUGUGCUUCAUCGUCUUCACCCUCUACAGUAAACUCAUUCUUUUGACCCUAAGUGCUGUUUUUAGAUAUUUUGCCAACUUUUCUUUUCCUUUUUAAUGGAUGUAAUAAAGUUUAAAGUCUAAAUAUUCAA